Molecule: messenger RNA, 849 nt
Organism: Penicillium longicatenatum
Lineage: Eukaryota; Fungi; Ascomycota; Eurotiomycetes; Eurotiales; Aspergillaceae
Product: alpha/beta hydrolase
Exons: 1
Coding region: 1-849 (282 amino acids)
Biological process (GO): protein depalmitoylation
Cellular component (GO): cytoplasm
Molecular function (GO): palmitoyl-(protein) hydrolase activity; carboxylic ester hydrolase activity
Source: RefSeq, a predicted model, not a curated record
AUGCAGUUCCCGGAGCCUCACAUACGAGCCCCUCGAAAUGAGCAUACCCAUACGGCCAUUGUACUUCAUGGCCGGGGAAGCGAUGGCCCGGAAUUCGCUGAAGAGUUAUUUUCCUCUGUGACUUCACAGGGGAAAAACUUGCCCGACAGUCUCCCGAACUUUCGCUGGGUCUUUCCGACUUCUGGUGACCGAUGGAGUGCAAGGUUUCAAGAAGACAUGCCAUCUUGGUUUGAUGCAUACUCCCUCGAAGACAUCGAAGCAAAACAAGAACUACAAGUCGAUGGACUCAGGGAGUCAGUAAUGCAUAUGCUAGAACUGUUAGAUCGUGAGAUCGAGCAAGUUGGUGGUAAUCCUCAUCGUGUCUACCUCGGGGGCAUCAGCCAGGGUAUGGCGACCGCCCUGUGGACACUGCUUUGCGCACCAGGGAGAACCCAAGGGCCCCUUGGUGGUGUUUUGGGAUUUUGUGGGUGGUUGCCUUAUGCUGGACAGGCAGAGAAUCUCAUCAAAGGAUUUUCAAAUAUUCCUGACCGAUUAGAUGUGCCCAGCAAGCGACGCCAAGGGUCUCAGUUGUUGUUGGAUGUGAUUGCUGGUCCAAACACGACACAUAUCAAUGAAAAUACUGACUUAUCUGUUCUAUCAACUGCAAUAUUUCUGAGUCAUGGCUCGGAUGAUGAAUGGGUUCCUGUGAGACUAGGCCGUCAAGCAGCCCGGGUCCUUCAGGGCUUUAACCUCACAACCGAAUAUCACGAGUUUAUUGGUGCUGAAGUAGAAGGCCAUUGGAUUGCAGAGCCUAAAGGAUUCGACCAAAUUGUUAGGUUCAUCCAAAAACAGGUGGAACAAAAUCAUUAG